This is a messenger RNA of Sinocyclocheilus grahami, 1303 nucleotides long. It is a transcript of the gene capns1a, whose product is annotated as calpain, small subunit 1 a. Bases 151 to 801 code for a protein of 216 amino acids. Gene Ontology annotation, molecular function: calcium ion binding. The transcript is spliced from 11 exons. Gene Ontology annotation, cellular component: calpain complex. NCBI's taxonomy places the organism in Eukaryota, Metazoa, Chordata, Actinopteri, Cypriniformes, Cyprinidae. The record is from RefSeq and is a predicted model, not a curated record.
UUCACUCUGUCUUUACGCCGUUUGCUUAUUUAUAACUUAUUUUGGAAUCCGCGUCUCCUGUCAAUGCGCACUGCACUGCCGUGUGACAGACGACAGUUUACAUUACCUUCCGGUGCUAACUGGUAGUGACUGAACCAUUUGUGCCACAAGAUGUUUCUAGCCAAGAAACUUAUUGGAGGCAUUAUUGAUGUGGUCAGCAAUAUUGACCCUGGCCAGUUUGUGCCUUCAGAUCCUCCCCCACCCCGCAGACCGCUGGCUUAUGCUGAGGCCAAUGAGUCUGAAGAAGAGAAGCAGUUCCGCAGAGUGUUCCAGCAGCUCGCUGGAGAUGACAUGGAAGUAAGCCCCAAUGAACUGAUGAAUAUCCUCAACAAAAUCAUUUCCAAACAUGGUGAUCUGAAGACAGAUGGCUUUACCAUCGAGUCAUGUAGAAGUAUGGUGGCUGUCAUGGAUAGUGACAGCACAGGUAAACUGGGCUUCCAUGAGUUUAAACACCUCUGGAACAACGUCAAGAAAUGGCAGGGAGUUUAUAAGAGUUAUGACAGCGAUCGCUCAGGAACUAUUGGAGCAGAUGAGCUUCCAGCUGCCUUCAGAGCUGCAGGUUUCCCUUUGAAUGAUCAGCUCUUUCAGAUGAUUAUUCGCCGGUAUAGCGAUGAGAGUGGAAACAUGGACUUUGACAAUUACAUUGGUUGCCUUGUGAGACUUGAUGCCAUGUGCCGUGCCUUCAAGACUCUUGACAAAGACAAUGAUGGCACUGUCAAGGUCAAUGUUCAGGAGUGGCUGCAGCUGACAAUGUACUCUUGAGCGAUUUAAAGGCCUGCAGAUAGUUCAGGUCAAAACAAUCAGUUCAGUGCUUAUAUACAAUAAUUACUUUAUGCUUUACACUGCUCUCGCUCUCUUGUUUCUCAUACAGUAUAGCACUAAUUCCAGAGAAACACCAGCAUGGAGCUGGUCAGCCACUGGGGUUAUGUGGGUCACUUCACCUGCCACACUUGCCAUUUUUUUCCCUACAAGUUUUACUUUUACAAUUUUUUAAGUGCCGUUUAGCCAAUUAGUAGCAUUGUUCAACAAAAAACUAACCAAAGAAAGAAAAUUACAAUAAAUGUGUCAUAGAAAAUGAACAAAUAUGCUCUAAUGAAGAGUCUAGGUGCAGUCACAAAUAUGCAAAACUGUAUUAUAUAUUCAUGUCAGUUGGUGCCAUUUGUGCAUGAAGCCAGUGGAGGAAAGGAGUAAAAAAUUGCCACAAAUUCAUCAUGAAAACCUGGUGUCAAAUGCAGUUUUAUAUUAAAUAAAAAGUAUAAAGUGA